AAUGCUGGUUAUUGGCAGUCCUCUCCUCCCGCUGACAGCUCAGUGGGCAUCUACACUGAUCAUCAGGGCUCUGAUGAUCAGUGUAGCCCCAUCAGUGUCACCUGUCAGUGCCCAUCAAUGCCUCAUACCAGUGCACAUCAAUGCCACAUAUCAGUGCCCAUCAGAGCUGCCUUUCAGUGCCACCUAUCAGUGCACGGUAAUGCGCAUAACAGUUCUAAACAGUGCCAUAUAUGAGUGCUGCCUUUCAGUGCCCAUCAGUGAUGCCUGUCCAUGCCCAUCAGUGCCGCCUAUC
Staurois parvus is the source of this 292-nucleotide messenger RNA. The record is from the annotation of a GenBank genome assembly. NCBI's taxonomy places the organism in Eukaryota, Metazoa, Chordata, Amphibia, Anura, Ranidae.